AUGGAACCUUUUCCCCAAAACCCCCAAACCUCUCCCGUUAAUCAAAGACGCAAGUGGUCAACCAAAGAAGACGUUGUGCUCAUCAGUGCUUGGUUGAACACCAGCAAGGAUGCAAUCGUGGGUACUGACCAGAAGGCUGGAGCUUUUUGGAAGAGAAUUGUGGACUACGUGAACGCCAGCCCUCAGCUUAGUGGCGGCGUCCCUAGAGAGUGGAGUCAGUGUAAGCAGAGGUGGGGAAGAAUCAAUGAGCAGGUGUGCAAGUUUGUGGGCUGCUAUGAAGCAGCAGUGAGGGAGCAAGCGAGUGGCCAAAACGAGAAUGAUGUCAUGAAGGCUGCCCAUGACAUCUUCUUCAAUGACAUUGGCAUCAAGUUCACACUUGAACAUUGUUGGAGGGAACUUCGGUUCGAUCAGAAAUGGAAAUCACUUGGUGUUCCCAAAGAAGGUGCAGAGGUUCGGCCUCCUGGUGUCAAGGCUUGCAAAGCAGCCAAACGCAAGAGGCAAGGUUAUGAUGAGAUACAUGCCAUGCUUGCUGUCAAGAAGGAUAUACAGCAACAGAAACUGCUAGAGCGUCUCCUUGCCAAAGACCCUACCCAUCUAACUGCAAGUGAAAUCACCCUCAUGGAGAAACUCAUUUCUGAAAUGAUUUGCGAUGGGUCACGGGCUGGAGUUGAAGUUGUAUGGCAGGAAGGGAAUGCACAUGUUUAUUAG
Raphanus sativus (radish) is the source of this 708-nucleotide messenger RNA. RefSeq names its product glutathione S-transferase T3-like. The transcript is spliced from 2 exons. Bases 1 to 708 code for a protein of 235 amino acids. Lineage: Eukaryota; Viridiplantae; Streptophyta; Magnoliopsida; Brassicales; Brassicaceae. The record is from RefSeq and is a predicted model, not a curated record.